GUCGAGGUAUAUAAAGUCUAACGGUAAAUCAGGGAUAGAUGUCACAUCCGAUCGGGCGGCUUAUCGAACAGUACCAGUUCCGACGCAGCUAAACGGUUCCGCCGAGAGCCGCGCCACGCAUUGAGCUGUAGAUUAAGUGUGUGAAACUCGAGAGCCCAAGGUCCGGUUCGGACGUAGACGCGCCCAUUUGUAGCCACUGUGAGGAGGUGUUAAUUCGUCCGCUAAUUGUGCCGUAAUCAGUUGGAAAACCGAACCUGUAUACGUAAUUCGGUAAGCCGUGGCCAAGAGGAUGCUACCAAAUAUGAGGAAGCUAUCGUGUUCGAUGCCAGUACACCUGGCGCUGUUGCUGCUGGUCGGCAGUGCAAAGUGUGAACCACAGGAAGGAUACUUCUAUCCGCGACCGACGCCACAAUGCGUGCCACAAGUCUUCACCGAAACGGUCACGGAUUAUGCGACCGAAACGUUGAACCACUUCUUCACGGACGUCAACACGGUGUAUCUGACCGACUAUUUGACCUCGACCGUGGUGAAUCCCGUGCUUAUCACCUCCACCGAGUACGCCGUAUCGACGGUGUUUGUUCCGCAGCUGGAGUACGUGACGGAAACGAGCACGCUGGUGCUGCAACCGAGCCCCGUCGUUCAGUACGUUACCGAAACCGUCCUGUCGACCGUAUUCGCCCAGGGAGACUUUAGUGGUGGUGCCGCCGUUAACACUUAUCUACCACCGGAACCGGUUCCACUACCGGUUCCCGUUCCGAAUCCGGUCAUCAUCAACAAUGGGCUUCAGGUACAGCAUCCACCACCACCACCGCCGCCACCCUACAUUCCACCACCGCAGGUAUCGUUGCCCCCGGUGCUGGAGCAUCCCGUAACACAUCAACCGUUCCUGGCGCUGGAUGAAAAUUUCCAAGGACAUCGAUUCCUCGGUGCGCCCACCGGUGGGGCGGAUGCGUUUGGAGGCGUUCACUCGCUUCCGAACGUGCAUGCAGUGCCGCCGACGUACAACGAUCACGAGGGCUAUCGCUACAAGCGUAAGCUGGCGGAGGAAACAACGCAAAAAUUGACCACCACAACGGUUUCGUCAAAGUCGGCGUAGAAGUCGACGAACGAGAAGCUGUGUGGUGGAUUGCAUACUGUAAGGCGUGGCUGAUUCGAGCAGAAGUGAUGUUAGCUAAUUUUUUGAUUUAGACAGUUUAAUUUGUUUUGAAUAAAAUACUCAUAGUGAGCCUGAUGGGAUGGUUGAAACU
Anopheles stephensi (Asian malaria mosquito) is the source of this 1247-nucleotide messenger RNA. RefSeq names its product formin-like protein 3. The record is from RefSeq and is a predicted model, not a curated record. Bases 290 to 1096 code for a protein of 268 amino acids. The transcript is spliced from 2 exons. NCBI's taxonomy places the organism in Eukaryota, Metazoa, Arthropoda, Insecta, Diptera, Culicidae.